Ictidomys tridecemlineatus (thirteen-lined ground squirrel) is the source of this 1184-nucleotide messenger RNA. Its product is annotated as olfactory receptor 8S1. The record is from RefSeq and is a predicted model, not a curated record. Gene Ontology annotation, cellular component: membrane. Lineage: Eukaryota; Metazoa; Chordata; Mammalia; Rodentia; Sciuridae. Gene Ontology annotation, molecular function: G protein-coupled receptor activity; olfactory receptor activity. Gene Ontology annotation, biological process: G protein-coupled receptor signaling pathway.
AUGGCAAUGAAAAACUCCAGUGCUCUCAGUGAGUUUAUUCUUCUCGGGCUGUCUUCUGACCCCUACAUUCAGGCUAUACUCUUCGUGUUGUUGCUUCUGAUUUACCUCCUCACUCUCAUGGGAAAUUUCUUGAUGCUGCUGGUGAUCACAGCUGAUUCUAACCUCCACACACCCAUGUAUUUCUUCUUGAGACAACUGUCCUUCUUAGACCUCUGCCACUCAUCUGUCACAGCACCCAAGAUGUUGGAGAACAUGCUCUCUGAAAGCAAAACCAUCUUUGUAGAGAGCUGCUUUGCUCAGGCCUUCUUUGUGUUUGCCACUGGUGGCACUGAGGCCUGUCUGCUGGCUGCGAUGGCCUAUGACCGCUAUGUUGCUAUCAGCUCCCCUCUGCUCUAUGGCCAGGUAAUGAGUAACCAGCUCUGUGUUGGGCUUGUGUGGGUCUCCUGGGGCCUGGCCUUUGUUGAUGCUCUCAUCAAUAUCCUGCUGGCUGUUAAUUUAGACUUUUGUGAGGAGCAAACUAUUCCCCACUUUAGCUGUGAGCUGUCUUCUCUCUUCCCUCUGUCUUGCUCUGACACUUCUGCUAACUUCACCCUCCUGCUUUGCUCCUCUGUCUUUCAUUUCUUUGGAACCCUUGUCAUGAUCGUUUCUUCCUAUGUCCGCAUUGUUUCCACCGUCUUGAAGGUCAGCUCCACUACCGGCAGAAGCAAGGCCUUCUCCACCUGCUCCUCCCACCUCACUACUGUGAUCUUGUUCUAUAGCUCAGGUUUCAUCAGCUAUCUCUUACCAACCUCAGGUUCCUCUCUGGAAAUGAUCUUCUCCUUGCAGUACAGUGUGAUCACUCCCAUGCUGAAUCCCCUCAUCUACAGUCUGAAGAACAAGGAGGUGAAGGCAGCUAUGGCAAGAAUAUUCAGAAAAUAUUUUAAUCCUCUCCUGUAGCAGACACAAAAUCAUGAUGAAACAGACCCUGAACUCUGAUGCUACGUAACUAGAUGGACUUUAAAGAGAGUUUCUUCAUUGUCCAUGAGAAAUGCCACCAGGAACUCAAUGCCUUUUUCUUUUUUUGGAAAUGGUUGCUUGGAGGACAGAGAACUCUCAGGAUUAUCAGUCUUAUUCAGAGAAGGAGAAAUGAAUUAGCUCUCUUUUUUCAGGGUAUUUUUUUAUGUUGAUUUUUCACAUCUAUGUAA